UUUGAAUCUUGGAGGCGGCUUUUGGACGCUGGAGGCUUCGGGGCCGAAGAGGGUGUCAGAAUAUACACAGUAAUGUUGCCUCAAAAGAGAGUUAAGAAUUCCCAGGCACCAGAUAGAACUUCGCAAGUUAGGAAUACUUUACAAACCAGUCUCUCAGCCUGGAAAGUAAAACAGAAACCAAGUGACUCAAAGAUCAACUGGAAACAAAACAGUCCAGUGGAAGCUCAUGAACAUGUGGAUGACACUCUGCAAGUAGCGGUGGAAUACUUUGAGAAAGGUCCCAUUAAAACUUCACGGAGUAAAGAUAAAAUUUUGGAAAAACACUUGGAAACUGUGGAAAAUGUAGCUUGGAAAAAUGGGUUAGCCCCAGAAGCAAUUGACAUUUUAUUGAAUGUGGCGCUCAGUGGCAGAUUUGGAAAUGCUGUAAACACACGGCUAUUGAAGUGCAUGAUUCCAACUACUUUAAUAUCAGAAGGUUCUGUGGUUAAAGCAGUCUCCUGGCUCUGUGUUGGCAAGUGUUCUGGUAACACCAAGGUACUUUUCUAUCGUUGGCUGGUUGCAAUGUUUGACUUCAUUGAUCAUAAGGAACAAAUUAACUUGCUUUAUGGGUUUUUUUUUGCUUCACUGCAAGAUGAUGCACUGUGCCCUUAUGUCUGCCACUUGCUGUAUUUACUCACCAAAAAAGACAAUGUCAAACCAUUUCGUGUAAGAAAGCUGCUUGAUCUUCAGGCCAAAAUGGGAAUGCAGCCUCAUCUCCAGGCUUUGUUGUCACUGUAUAAGUUCUUUGCUCCUGCUUUGAUUUCUGUAUCUUUGCCUGCAAGGAAAAAGAUCUACUUUAAGAAUUCAAAGGAUCUUUGGGAUUCAGCUGUGCUUGCUGUGAGACUUAGAAACCAUGGACAUUUUUCUGAACCUCUAAAACUGACAUUAAGUCCGGCUGACUUACGUCCUCUAAAAAGAAAGUGGAAUUCUCACUCAGUUAUACCAGGGCUAAAGUCUGGUAGCUACGCUAAAGGAUGUGGAAAAAAAGAGAUGAGUCUUUCCGAUUGUCUCAGUUGCAAUAGAUCACUUCCACUAGAACAGCUUCAAAGCUUCCCUCAACUCUUACAAAACAUUCAUUGCUUAGAGCUGCCCUCUCAGAUGGGCUCAGUGCUGAACAACUCUCUGCUGCUUCACUAUAUGAACUGUGUCACAGAUGAGUCACUCUUACUGAGGCUGUACCACUGGUUGAGUCAAACAUUACAAGAAGAAUGUAUUUGGUAUAAGGUGAAUGAUUAUGAACAUGGAGAAGAAUUUACCAACUUCUUGGACACCAUCAUCAGGGCAGAGUGCUUCUUACAAGAGGGGUUUUAUUCCUGUGAAGCUUUCCUGUAUAAGAGCAUUCCUCUCUGGGAUGGCUUUUGUUGUCGGUCACAGUUCCUUCAGCUUGUGAGCUGGAUUCCUUUUAGUAGCUUCUCUGAGGUGAAACCACUACUUUUUGACCAUCUGGCACAGCUCUUCUUUACAUCAACCAUUUAUUUCAAGUGUAGUGUUCUUCAGAGUCUAAAAGAGCUACUACAGAAUUGGCUGUUAGGGCUUUCUAUGGACGUCUACAUGAAACCUACAACGAGCAGUCCUCUAGAGACAACUUUGGGUGGAUCCAUGAACUCUGUGUCUACACUGAUUCACUAUGUAGGAUGGCUGUCCACUACUGCCUUGCGCUUGGAGAGCAACAGUACUUUCUUGUUGCACUUUAUUUUGGAUUUCUAUGAGAAGGUAUGUGACAUAUAUAUAAAUCAUGAUCUUCCAUUAGUGGUAUUGUUUCCUCCUGGGAUCUUCUAUUCUUCACUCCUCAGCUUGGAUACCAGUGUCUUGAACCAGCUUUGUUACAUUAUUCACAGGUAUCAUAAAAAUUUGGUUGCUGCAAAGAAGAAUGAGUUGCUACAAAAGGCAAAAUCAGAGUUCAGUUUCAGCAGCAAGACUUGUGAACAAUUUAAUCAUUAUUUGAAAACCAUGGUUGGUUGCCUGUGGACAUCCAAACCCUUUGAGAAAGGAAUAUAUAUUGAUCCCAAAAUCCUAGAAAAAACUGGAAUACUGAAGUAUAAAAACAGCUUAAAUAUAGUCCAUCACCCUUCUCUAUUAAGCUAUGCUGCUUCCUUUGUGCUACAGGAAAGCCCGGAAGAAAGGACAGUAAACAUGAGCUCUAUUCAGGGGAAGAAAUGGAGCUGCUAUUUGGAUUAUUUAUUUUCAGAAGGAUUACAAGGCUUGAAAUUUUUCAUAAGAAGUAGUAUUCAUCAUUCUUCUGUCCCCUGAUCAGAAAGCAUAACCACAGCGAUGAACAUUAAAUAAUGAAAGUUGGCAUAGAACAAACUGAGCAUGCUGGACUAAAGCCUUCCUCAUUGCUGGCCAGGCCAACUAGCUCAACUUUAAUUUCCAUAUUUAAUUCACUAACAGACUACAAUCUUCAAAUAGUGUUUAGACUGUUCUUUUGACCAUGCCUCAGGAGAACCCUGGUGUGGCUAACUUAUUUUUUAGGAGUUAGAUUUUUUAGCUUACUUGUGAAAAAUUACCUCUUUAUUAUCAGGCUCUGCCUUCCACCAAGUAAUGAAUGAGGAGACAAAUAUGCUUUGUGGUGGGAUUUUUUAUAUUUUUGUGUACUAUAACCUGCAUUGAUGGAACAGAGCAGAUAUGGUAGUAUAUGGCGGUAGCUAAUCCACAGACACACUUGUACAAAACAUUCUGCUACCCUAGUGGAAGCUCUGUGGAUAUUGCCAUUUUUCUUUCAUGAACAUUGCCAGCACCAAAUUAAUAGAAUAGAACAUAUGUGACUCUAGAUGCCUAAAGUAGCUGAUGUGUUCAUAGAUCUUUACUGGUAGCAAUUUAUGGAGGGAAGGAAGAAGAGGGAAUUAUGGGGAUAAUCAAGGCAUUUCUGUUUAUGCUGGUUUGACUUUAUGGAAAUGCUCUAUUUUACUUAUGUGUAUAUGGAUAUAUCUAGUUUUUAAAUAUUUAAGCCUAUAUAAUUUAAUUGCAUCUUUAUUUGCAGAAAUAUUCCUGAAGCUUUUAAGAUUUUCCAUAAUAACUAUAAUACAUAGCUUGAAAUUUACUAUAAAAUUUUCCUUCAGUGCUGCUGAAUAACUCCCCCUUUUAAAUAAAAUUCAUAUUAUUUGAGAAGGUUAAAGCGGAAUUAUCUUUGCUUUAAGGGCCUAUUCUUGGUUCUUUUUCUCCUUACCAUUCAGGCAUAAACAAUAUUAUUGGGUAUUUUGAAACUAGAAAUCCCAUUCAUUGAUUUAAUUGAUAUUUAUUAAGUUCCUUACUGUUCCUUACUGCCAGGUAUUCUGUGUGCCGAUUAUCCAGCUGUGACUAACACAGAGUACCUGCUUUUAUAGAGUUUGCAUUCCAAUGAAGAAGACAGACAAUGAGGAUGUAAGUAAAUAUAUAUCAGAUGCUAUGAAAAAAAUCAUGGGGUAAGAACAGAUUGUGGAGAAGGUUUAUUCCUCAAGAAAAGGUAGUUAUAGAAGGCCUGUGUGAAGAGGUAUCAUAGGGGGAGGCCCUAAUGAAGCAAGCACAUAAGCCAUGUGACAAUAUGGAGAAAGAGCACUCUGAGCAGUGUUAAAGGCAAAUGAAGAGGCCCUAAAAUGACAAUAUGUAUGGUAUAUUUGAGGGAUAGUAGAGAAGCCAGUGAGAUUAACGUAGUGUUUAAGAAGAGUGGAAAGAAAUUACAGGGAAGAAGCCGGAGACUGGCUCAUGAAGUGUCUUUAUAGCCUGGCAUGAGUAUGUCAGUGGAAACCAUUAGAGAGAUUGAGAAGAGGAGUGACAUAGUUUGAGUCCCCUGUAUGAAAUAAGGAGCUGCAGUAUGAAGGUUAGACUGUGGAAGAUUGAAGGGUUGGAGAGGCAGAGAGACCAGUUACCUUGUGUUCCACUCUUGAGCUAGUGUCAUAGCUGAUGAGGAAAUGGUUAGAUAUUAGAUUUAGGGUGUAUUUUGCAGGUAGAGAAGUUAGGACCUGCUGAUAGAUGAGAUAUGAGUAGAAGAAAAAGAGGAGUAAAGGAUUAUAGAUUGUUGACCUGUCCAAGAGACAGAUGGGGCAUACUGGAGGAAGAACGGAUUUGGAGAAGUAUGGAAUUGAGUUCUAUUAUGUGAGGUUAGAAGUAGCCAACUGGCAAUUAGAUACCUAACUCUGGGCUUCAGGGUACAAUUUAGGACUGGAAAAAUUAACUUGGGAGGAAUGAGGAAAUAACCAUGGCACUGGAUGAAAUUACCUAGCGCAGCUAGAGAAGAUAGCAAAGGACCAAGCCCUGGGGUACACCAGCAUAAAGAAGUAGAGGUGGAAAGGAAAAACCAGUAAAUGACUGGAAAGGACUUACUAGCAAGCUAGAAGAAAAAUCAGGAGACCAGUAUGCUAGAGGCCAGGAAAGAAAGUGUUUCAAGGAGAUGAGUUAUGGGCCAAGGAUGUAGCUCAGUGGCACAGCGCCUGCCUGUCAAGCAUGAGCUCGUGAGUUCGAUACCCAGUACCAAAAAAAAAAAAUCUUUAAAAAAAGUUGUUUCGUGUAAGUAGAGGGUAGAAGAGUGGUUAUCAGAAACUAGGAAGGGUGGAGAAAAGAUACCUAAUGGGUGGAGGUGUCACUGGAUAGAAGGAAUUAGCAUUGUAGGACAAUUAUGGUUGACAGCAAUUCACUGUAUAUUUCAAAAGAGCUACUAAAGAAGAUUUUAAAUAUUUGCCAACGAAAAGAAAUGAUGUAUUUGAGAUGAUGUGUGUACAAUUUACCCUGAUCUGAUCAUUACAUAUUGUAUAUAUGUACAGAGAUAGCACAUUGGAGCCCACAAAUACGUUCUACUAUAUGUCAGUUAAUUUUUGAAGUUAAAUAAUUAAAUCAGAAAUUCAGUUCCUCAAAAACAAAAGUGUUUAUUGGUAUGGAAUGUUGUCUGUUACUUGGAAAACAGAAGCUUUAGGCCUUUUGAAGUAAAUGUGAUAUCUUCCCCAGUGAAUAACCUUUUUCCAUCUGGAAACUUCUCUGUGUUUUCAAGUUAAUACUCCAAAUAGUUUUCUAUAUUGUUUUUCAGAAAAUGAUAUUUUGGUCCUUAAGAUCUUUAGAACUUUGAAUUGUGAGAAGGAAUUUGAUUAUUUUUUGUGCUGUUCUCCAUGAAAUUCAACCCCUAAAAAUCAUCAGGUAAUUGAAGAAACUUUUCUGAAAUUAAAUAUAUGUUUCAGAAGAAAAAGUUUCCUUUAGGUUUUUCUUUUUGUUCACUAAUGCUCCCCUGACCCCUUAUUGUGUUCUCUAAGUAACUACUGUAAAGAUACCAAUACACAAUGUAUUAACUAUUGCUA
This is a messenger RNA of Chinchilla lanigera (long-tailed chinchilla), 5300 nucleotides long. RefSeq names its product centromere protein I (gene Cenpi). The transcript has 21 exons. Bases 73 to 2289 code for a protein of 738 amino acids. Gene Ontology annotation, cellular component: kinetochore. Lineage: Eukaryota; Metazoa; Chordata; Mammalia; Rodentia; Chinchillidae. The record is from RefSeq and is a predicted model, not a curated record.